AUGGCGCCCCCAAGCGACAAGACCAACGACUUGGAGCGGAGGGUGUCGGCGAGGACUUCGGCGCGAAUAUCGCUUGAUGCUGUCGAUGAGGAUCACGACCUUGCUUUGGGGGGCAUGGUUUCGGAUGGAUUCCGGCCGCGCGGGAUGUCUACGCCCUCGCUGACUUCGGGCUCGUCAACACUCGUGCCCGACGACAGCCCGGCUUCGUCGUCAAGGACCGAUCGCCCCACGACUACCCCGAAAAUCCAGAUGGCAUUACGCUCGUCGUCACCGCACGACGGGCCAACAAAGCUGGCUCGGCGAGCGACAAACUCAACCGAGUCGACCCAAUCGACCAUCUACUAUCCCCGCGAUGGCCCAUACCAGGGACCGUCCGCCCCAUCACACCCGUACCAAAUGUACCCGCAGAACGUCAGACCGGCGAGGACAAUGAGCACGGUGACGUCGUCGACGGUGCCGCCAUCCGAGUCGUCCUAUAACGGUCCGAGGGGCCCGAGCCAUCCCUAUGCCCUCUACCCCCAAGCCGAUAGCACGGGUGUCGAGCUGGAUGCAGAUGCGGUUCGGCCGGACGCGAUUCCCCUUGGCUUCCACGGUCUGCCAGAUCAGUACCGGCGGCGGGCAGGGCCCGAUGGCGAUGAUAUUGGCGACAUCAUUGGUCCCGAUGGCCACACCGAGCAGCUGCCUCCGUAUACCCGGUAUCCCGACGAGGCCUAUGCUAGGAAGGCAGCCGCGAUGGACGGGACCAUCGAUCCCGCUCCCGGAGGGGCCUCGAUUGUGCCUCCCAUCCAGACGGCGCCUGCGUCCGCCGUCCUGACGAUUCCGGGAGCGGGAGGCAUAGGGCUAGCCACCAGGAAUCCCGAGUUUGAGUCGACCGAUGACCUUGGCUCUCCGCGGUCGCGGCACUCGACGCGCAGUUUCGCCUCAGACGACAGCCAGCGACGGAUCAAUAUGGACGAGGGUGUGUCGGAAAAAGGAUCACCACCGAAGAAAUGGCAGCUCUGGAUGAGACGGAAGCUGUGCGGCGUGGUUCCAUAUUGGGCGUUAUGCCUGACCGGCGUGGUUCUGGUGAUCAUGGCUAUCGUCCUCGGCGCCGCGAUUGGCGUGUUCUUGGGACGACAAAAGAAGCCGCCGCCGGGACACCGGGAUGGGACUUGGGAACCCACGUUCGACACCUGGCCCACCACUGCGCCGCCGGAUCUCCAGCCCCUACCAACAGGGACUUAUUCGGUGCCGCUCAUGGCCGUGUCGACAUCGUCAAACACAUGUUUUUUGGACCCGAGCAUGUCGCAGGCCUGGAACUGUCUGGUAUCUUCCGGCCUGCAGAUGACUAUCUCCAAGGAUGACCACAACUACCUCGCCUCGCUGAACUCCAACCACUCUUACACGCUCGCGAGCUACGUGUAUUCCUACGGGGAGCAGCCUCCCACCAUCCCGCGGCCCGUUCCACUGGAACUCGUCAGCGACAGGUCGGAGCCAAAUCGCGGACCCGCGUGGUACAAAAUGUUGUCGUACAACAAGACCGUCAUUCUACCCGAAGGUUGGCUCAGCGUUCCGAACUCGCAGCGUCGAGCUCGCCACCUCGAUCCUCCCAUCGAUGGGAUAUCGGCCUUCAAGCGGAAGGGGAUUGCACAGCCCGGUGAGAAGCCUUGGGUAUGCAAUUGGCCGGAUACCUAUCUUGAACUUUUCAUCUAUGCCCAGCAGAAUAUUACCUCGCCGAAUUGGCCGAAUACAUGGUGGUCCUCAUCAUCAACAGAAUCGUCGUCCACGACGACGGCGAUAUCAUCAUCAACAACAACAACAACAACGCCGAGAGCGGGCCACCCAUGACGCAAACCCCCACUUCCUCCUCUACCACCUAUUCUUCCUCCUCUUCCACCACCACCACCUCCUCCUCCUCCGCUUUCACCACCACCGCGACACCAACAGGACCCUUCGGCCCGAUCGACACCGGCGAUGACUUCCCGAUGCCGCCGGCGCGCUACCCCAAGGUGGUCAAGCUGGAGGAGCGGCGCAUCUCGACGGCGGGCGCGCCGCGCGCGCGGUGCACGCAGGUGGAGAUCCAGGCGCCCGGGCAGGAGGCGCGCGUGGUGCGCGACCGCGACGGCAUCCCCGUCGUCGUCGACAUCCAGGAGACCGAGGCCGUCCUCCCGCCCGGCGCGCCCACGCCCGCCCCCGACCUCGCCAGGCGGUCGCCCAGCGAUGUCAGCCCCUGCGCCUGUAUCUGGUAUCUGACCUGAUGUGCCGUGGCGUGUCCUGCCCUGGCCGCUGCGGCUGAUGAUCGGCUCGGUGUUGUCUCUGCGCUGUAUUUAUUCACUCAUCCAACCCGUCCACCCCAUCCAGUCGUUCCUGUGUGGGUUUUCAUACGUUUCUCGCCCUUCAGUCGCGAACAUUUCAUCUGGGAUCGGCAUCUUAAAAACAACGAGCAUACGGCCUGCUAUUCGGCUUCCUUCUGGCUUUCUCUCAUCUGGGCUGGGAUGAGGUAAUUUUUUUUCUGCGUGUGUGUGUGUGUGUCUGUCUCUCUGGUCGGUGGCGGCGUUUGUCUGGGGGCCCUCUAAACAGGAGUUGUGCGGCAAGGCAAGGCUAGGAAAGGGGGCUACUACAGCUAUCUAUCUAUCUAUCUAUGAUGUAUGGAAGGGAAAGGGAGACAACAAGUUCUUGUUGCGCGUCU
Messenger RNA from Thermothielavioides terrestris NRRL 8126, 2668 nucleotides. RefSeq lists its product as uncharacterized. Bases 1 to 1827 code for a protein of 608 amino acids. The record is from RefSeq and is a predicted model, not a curated record. Lineage: Eukaryota; Fungi; Ascomycota; Sordariomycetes; Sordariales; Chaetomiaceae. The transcript is spliced from 4 exons.